CGGCGAAUUUCUUAAACUGUAGUUGGAAUGUUAGAUUAAUAUAUUGAUUUGUUUAUUUUCUGUAUUUGCUGAGGAAGAUGAAUCUUACUCAUAUAUUUGGGAAAUCUUUGAAUUUUCAAAUCACUAGGAAUGUAUUCACACAAAAUGAAAUAUCUGUAUUUAAACGCUUUAAUAUUUUUAACAGAGCAUAUCAUUCGGACAGUUUUUCGGUCAUUGGCUCUGAACCGGACAGGCAUUCUGCUGAAUUCAUGGAGAAUUAUUCAAAAAUGCAAGCCUUAGUGAAUGAUUUAAAGCAAGUUGUAUACAAGAUUUCCCAAGGUGGGGGUGAGAAAGCCAUUUCCCGCCACACAUCCAAAGGCAAGAUGCUGGUUAGAGAAAGGAUAGCAAAUCUCAUUGAUACUGGAUCUCCUUUUUUAGAAAUAGGACAAUUAGCUGCCUAUAAUCUUUAUGGUUCAGAAGAAGUUCCAGCUGCCGGUAUCGUGACUGGUGUUGGAAUUAUACGUGGUGUGAAAUGUAUGGUGAUUGCCAAUGAUGCAACUGUAAAAGGAGGAACUUACUAUCCUGUGACUGUUAAAAAACAUUUAAGGGCCCAAGAAAUUGCUCAAGAAAAUAAACUUCCUUGUAUUUAUCUGGUUGAUUCAGGAGGUGCAAAUUUACCUCGUCAAGCUGAUGUCUUUCCGGAUAUAACACAUUUUGGUAGGAUUUUUUAUAAUCAAGCUGUAAUGUCUGCUCAAGGAAUACCACAGAUAGCUGUUGUGAUGGGCAGUUGUACUGCUGGAGGUGCUUAUGUUCCAGCAAUGGCUGAUGAAAGCAUUAUCGUUAAACAGCAAGGAACAAUAUUUCUAGGUGGCCCACCUUUGGUGAAAGCAGCAACUGGAGAAGAAAUAUCUUCUGAAGACUUAGGUGGUGCUGAUUUACAUUGCAGGAAAUCAGGAGUUACAGAUUAUUAUGCAACAGAUGAUGAACAUGCUUUACAUUUAACACGUAGAAUAGUGAAUAAUCUCAACAGAAAGCAACCUGUUCAUGAAAAUGUUACUGUUGUGAAAUAUGAAGAGCCAAAGUUUCCUGCUCAUGAUCUGUAUGGCAUUGUUGGGGAAAACUGAAAAGACUUUUGAUGUUCGGAAGUAAUAGCUAGGAUAGUGGAUGGAAGUGAAUUUGACGAAUUCAAAGCAUUGUAUGGAGAUACAUUAGUAACAGGAUUUGGUCGUCUUUAUGGAUAUCCUGUAGGUGUAAUAGGAAACAAUGGUGUGUUAUUUUCAGAAUCUGCAUUAAAGGGCACACAUUUUAUUGAACUGUGUUGCAAAAGAAAGAUUCCCUUAAUAUUUCUUCAGAAUAUAACUGGAUUCAUGGUUGGAAGGGAAGCAGAAGCUGGAGGAAUUGCAAAACAUGGUGCCAAAAUGGUUACAGCUGUAGCUUGUGCUAAAGUUCCUAAAUUGACUUUGAUAAUUGGUGGUUCAUAUGGUGCUGGAAAUUAUGGCAUGUGUGGUAGAGCUUAUUCCCCAAGAUUCCUUUACAUGUGGCCAAAUGCAAGAAUUUCUGUAAUGGGAGGAGAACAAGCAGCAAAUGUCCUAGCUCAGAUUACUCGAGACCAGCGUCAAAGAGAAGGAAAAUCUUGGACUGAUGAAGAAGAACGUGCUUUGAAAAACCCUAUCAUUGAAAGAUUUGAAGAAGAAGGGCAUCCUUAUUACUCAUCUGCUAGGUUAUGGGACGAUGGAAUUAUUGACCCAGUAGACACAAGAAAAGUCCUUGGACUCAGUUUAAGUGCAGCUCUGAAUGCACACAUUGAAGACACUACAUUUGGGGUCUUUAGAAUGUAAGAAGAAGAAAAACUGUUAUAUUGUACAUAUUAUUACUACAUUUAUUUUAUAUAAUAAAAAUAUUAUGAAAUAUU
Molecule: messenger RNA, 1891 nt
Organism: Stegodyphus dumicola
Lineage: Eukaryota; Metazoa; Arthropoda; Arachnida; Araneae; Eresidae
Gene: Mccc2
Product: methylcrotonyl-CoA carboxylase subunit 2
Biological process (GO): L-leucine catabolic process
Cellular component (GO): methylcrotonoyl-CoA carboxylase complex; mitochondrion
Molecular function (GO): methylcrotonoyl-CoA carboxylase activity
Source: RefSeq, a predicted model, not a curated record